Effrenium voratum is the source of this 993-nucleotide messenger RNA. The record is from the annotation of a GenBank genome assembly. NCBI's taxonomy places the organism in Eukaryota, Dinophyceae, Suessiales, Symbiodiniaceae.
AUGAGUGACACCUUUCGCGCCCUUCAGCUCUCCAAAACCGACGACGGACAAGCGGCCAACAUUGUUGAGUUGACCGAAAAUGAUCUGAUGGACGGUGAUGUGACGGUCGAGGUCACCCAUUCCACGAUCAACUAUAAAGACGGCCUGGCCCUGACGGGGGCCGCACCUGUGGUGCGCACCUGGCCAAUCAUUCCAGGGAUCGAUUUUGUCGGCACCGUCACAAAGUCAGAGCAUGGCAGCUGGAAAGAGGGCGACAAGGUCAUCCUCAACGGCUGGGGCGUUGGCGAGACACAUUUCGGCGGCUAUUCCCAGUGCGCCCGUGUGAAGGGCGACUGGCUGGUCGCUCUGCCGGACGGUAUUUCUCCUGAACGCGCCAUGGCCAUUGGCACAGCAGGCUACACCUCCAUGCUCUGUGUGCGUGGUUUGGAACGUCAGGGCAUCAUGCCCGAUUCAGGCGAUAUCGUGGUAACCGGCGCUGCUGGUGGCGUGGGCUCUGUGGCCAUUGCACUUCUUGCAAAGCUUGGCUACCGCGUGAUCGCCUCAACAGGCCGUGCAUCUGAAGCUAACUACCUCAAAGGUCUGGGCGCUGCAGAAAUCAUCGACCGGGACGAACUCUCAGGCGAAGGACGUCCUUUGGGCAAAGAACGCUGGGCGGGCGCGGUUGACGCUGUAGGCAGCAAGACACUGGCAAAUGUGAUUGCGCAGACAAAAUAUGGUGGCGCAGUGACAGCAUGUGGAUUGGCACAAGGUCCAGAUCUGCCGUCAUCUGUGAUGCCCUUCAUCCUGCGCGGGGUGCAGCUGAUUGGGAUCGACUCCGUUAUGGCGCCCAUUGAAAAACGGCAGGAUGCGUGGAACCGCCUCGCAACAGAUCUCGAUAUGGCGAAGCUUGAUGCCAUGACCGAGACAGUGGGCUUGAGCGACGUGGCCGAGAUCGCGCCAAAAAUCCUCGCAGGCCAGGUGCGCGGACGCGUCGUCGUCGACGUCAACGCCUAA